Anarrhichthys ocellatus (wolf-eel) is the source of this 6399-nucleotide messenger RNA. RefSeq names its product phospholipase C, eta 2a (gene plch2a). NCBI's taxonomy places the organism in Eukaryota, Metazoa, Chordata, Actinopteri, Perciformes, Anarhichadidae. Gene Ontology annotation, molecular function: phosphatidylinositol-4,5-bisphosphate phospholipase C activity; calcium ion binding. Bases 675 to 5297 code for a protein of 1540 amino acids. The transcript is spliced from 22 exons. The record is from RefSeq and is a predicted model, not a curated record. Gene Ontology annotation, biological process: phosphatidylinositol-mediated signaling; release of sequestered calcium ion into cytosol; phosphatidylinositol metabolic process.
AGUGACAACCGUAUCAACAGUCCGUCUCACCAGGAAGCUGAACUUUGCUCCCAGUGAGGAGGAGGAGCGGGGCUUUUCAUGUUUCCUCUUAAGUUGGGAGCUACUUGUAACUUGUUGCAGAUGGGAGGUGGACUGGGAGCACUCUGCCGCUUGGAAUAAACCACUAAAGAGCACACAUGGAGAGUCUGGAUUGUGACAGGUGACUGCAGCAGCUCGGCCUGACUGGGAUUAUGAUCUGGACCAGGAGGACCAGAAGCCUUUUUUUGAGUGAUUCCAUUCAUCAUAUUCAACUAAUAAAACUCAUGUGAGGAAUUCUCAUCAAAGACGUCCUUCUGUGACUGCCAUCACUUUGGAAUAUUGGAUUGCAUUGCAGUUGUUGUUUUGGGAAUAUUUCACUGAGGGUUGUUCUGACAGCUUGACAGCUCUAGAUAGCAGGCAGUCAGUCCCCAGUCCACUUCCUUUUCAGCUUUCUACUGCAACUCAACUUCAAUUUGAGGAACCUCUCAAGCUAAAUUUGCUCCUUCUUCCAGUGAUUUUAUCCGAUAUUUUUUACCAAUGAGAUACAGUAUUUCUUGAACUCCAUUUGCCUGCAUCCCAGUUUCUAAAGACUCUACAGACUCUUUGGGGAGCGAGGUCAGCAGCUACACCUUGAACAUUGUCAUCCGUCAGCGGUCAUGGCGGCUGUGGCAGCUAGAAUGGCCAUGGUGACCGACUCCCCCAACCUGUCGCUGAGGUCGAGGACCACCGUGACGACGGACGGCGACUCUUUCGUGAGCACCACCAGCCUUCCCUGCAGCCACUUCCUGUCCGCCAACGUCAUCAACGUCGUGGAGAAAUGUAUGAGCUCCAUGCAGAUGGGGACCCAGAUGGUGAAGCUCCGCGGUGGCUCCAAGGGACUGGUGCGGUUCUUCUUCCUGGACGAACACAAGUCGUGCAUCCGCUGGAGGCCCUCGCGCAAGAACGAAAAGGCCAAGAUCUCCGUGGACUCCGUCCGGGAGGUGCGUGAGGGGAAGCAGUCUGAGAUCUUCCAGCGCUACUCAGAGGGCUGCUUCGACCCCAACUGCUGCUUCAGCCUGUACUAUGGAGAGCACAUGGAGUCCCUAGACCUGGUGUCCAGAACCGGAGAGGAGGCGCGGACUUGGAUCACGGGCCUCAAGUAUCUGAUGGCGGGCAUCAGCGACGAGGACAGCCUGGACAAGAGGCAGCGCACCAGAGACCAAUGGCUGAAGCAGACCUUCACCGAGGCUGAUAAGAACGGCGACGGCAGCUUGAGCAUCGGCGAGGUGAUGCAGCUCCUGCACAAGCUCAACGUCAACCUGCCCCGACAGAAGGUCAAACAGAUGUUCAAGGAGGCAGACACAGAUGACAACCAGGGGGCGUUGGGCUUUGAGGAGUUCUGCUCCUUCUACAAGAUGAUGUCGACCCGCAGGGAUCUGUACCUUCUCAUGCUCGCCUACAGCAACCACAAAGACCACCUUGACACGGAUGACCUGGCCCGCUUCCUGGAGGCUGAGCAAAAGAUGACCAAAGUGACCAAGGAGCAUUGCCUGGAGAUUAUCAACAAGUUUGAGCCGUGCUCUGAGAACCAGAAGGAAGGAGUUCUGGGAAUUGAUGGUAUUACGAAUUACAUGCGCAGCCCGGCAGGGGACAUCUUCAACCCAGAACACUACAACGUGAGCCAGGACAUGAACCAGCCGCUGUGCAACUACUUCAUCGCCUCCUCACACAACACCUACCUGAUGGGUGACCAGCUGAUGUCACAAUCCAGGGUGGACAUGUACGCCUGGGUGCUGCAGGCCGGCUGUCGUUGUGUAGAAGUAUCUCUCAGCUACCCAGUCAUCCUCUCCAUCGAGAACCACUGCAGUGUCCCCCAGCAAAAGAAGAUGGCCCAGUACCUGACAGAGAUCCUGGGGGACAAACUGGAACUAUCCAACAUCAAAGCCGACGAGUCCGGACGGCUGCCGUCGCCGGCGAUUCUCAAGGGCAAGAUCCUCGUCAAGGGGAAGAAACUACCUUCCAACAUUGAUGAGAAUGCAGAGGAGGGAGACGUUUCGGACGAGGACAGUGCUGAUGAGAUGGAGGAUGACUGCAGGCUGAUGAACGGAGAUACGUCAGCCAACAGGAAGCAGGUGGAGAACAUGGCCAAGAAAAAGCUGGACAACCUGAUGAAGGAGUCCAAGAUCCGAGACCGAGAGGACCCGGACAGCUUCACCAUCGCGGCCCUCCCUCCUGCUGGGAAGCCCGCGGACAAAAGCGGCUCUAAGGGUCAAAGUGAGGACGGGACGGACACAGCGGACGAGGCCAAUCCCAGCAGCAACAAGCGUACAGGACGCUCCUUCAUGGGGAGCUUCUCUAAACGCAAGAAAAAGACAACCAAGCUGAAGAAGACGUUGAGCUUUGAAGAUACAGACACAGACCAAGAGAGUACAAGUAGCACCUCCCGUGCCCCAUUGCACCACAGCAAAAAGAAGAAGACCAUGAAGUUAUCCAGAGCUCUGUCUGACCUGGUCAAAUACACGUGCUCUGUGGGUCUGUAUGACGUUGAGGCACAAGCCAGCUGCAGCUGGCAGGUGUCGUCGCUCAGCGAGACCAAAGCCCACCAGGUGAUGCAGCAGAAAACAGCGUCCUUCAUCCACUUCAACCAGCGGCAGCUCUCCCGCAUCUACCCGUCCUCCUACCGUGUGGACUCCUCCAACUUCAACCCCCAGCCCUUCUGGAGCGCCGGCUGCCAGCUUGUCGCACUCAACUACCAGUCAGAGGGCCGGGUCCUGCAGCUCAACAGAGCCAAAUUCUACAGCAAUGGCAACUGUGGCUACAUCCUCAAGCCUGCGUGCAUGUGUGAAGGUGCCUUCAACCCCAGCCUGGAGGACCCUCUGCCGGGUCAGAUGAAGAAGCAGCUGGUGCUGAAGAUCAUCAGUGGACAGCAGCUGCCCAAACCUAAAGACUCUAUGCUAGGAGACAGAGGAGAGAUCAUUGAUCCCUUUGUGGAGGUGGAGGUCAUCGGCCUCCCAGUCGACUGCUGCAAGGAGCAGACCAGAGUGGUGGAUGACAAUGGGUUCAACCCGAUGUGGGAGGAGACUCUGGUGUUCACGGUCCACAUGCCGGAGCUCGCCCUGGUGCGCUUCCUCGUGUGGGAUCAUGACCCCAUCGGCCAAGACUUCAUUGGCCAACGCACCAUCGCCUUCAACAGCAUGAUUCCAGGUUAUCGCCACGUGUACUUGGAAGGUAUGGUCGAGGCUUCCAUCUUUGUUCACGUAGCUGUGAAUGACAUCACUGGUAAGGCCAGAGCAGCCACCGGCAUAAAAGGGCUGUUUCACAGAAACCCAAAGCAGGCUUCCCUGGACAGCCAUGCUGCUGUGCAUCACAGCCGUAAGCACCCAUUCGGUGCCCACCUUCUGCGACGCACAGCCAGCGCACCCACCAAAGGCCAGCCCAAAAUCAAUAAGGGCUUCCCAGAGAUCGCCAUCGACACCAAAGACUACAGCUCAGAGGGCACCAGUGAAGAUCGAGAGUCGGAGGACAGGGACAAGGCCUCUGCUGCCGCCUCUCACCAGCCCACACCACCACAAAACCGCAACAGGGAAUCGCUGGCAUCCCACCAAGCCAAGGGCCCCUGGGACCGUCCUGACACCAAUGGGGCUGUGCACCCUGAGGAGGGUAAAGAUUGUUCCACAGUGCAGAGGCCAGCUCCUCUUCCACUGAACUCUGACGCCGCCAGAAACCCUUGUGUCAUCCGUUCUGUCUCCACUCCAGAAGGCAGCCUGUCUUCACAUCACUCCUCAUCAUCACCACUGCACUCUCCAUGCACAGCAAUAACUGCAGAGUGCCCAUUGGCCAUUCCUUCAAAUGGGGCUGUGCACAGUCCAAUCAAGGUGAGCGGAGGCCCUAAGAAACCUCCUGCCCUUUCCAGAACCGCGUCUCCCCAUCCGACGAACCCAGCUGACAAAACUGCACCAGCACAGUGCGGUCAAGACCUCCAGGCCAACCGAGGCAUUGAGUCAUUCAUGGAGCACACGCCAAACCAGAGGGGAAACCAAGAAACUCUGACAGAAAAGAAAACUGAUACAGCAGAGGUAAGGUCUGACCACAGACUGGAGACUCCUUCUGCAGCCCCUGGUGCUCCGACAGCCCAGGGCAGGAGAGCCCUGUUUAACGAUCAACCAUCACACGUACCAGUAAGGAGAACAAAAAGCAAGGGCCAUGUUCUGUUGGCUGUAGCCUCAGCUGGGCAUGACCAGUCAGCCGUGCCAGAGGUCUGCACGGACGCUACUAUGAACGACCGUCUGUGGAGCAAGCUGGAGCCAGGCAACCACAGAGAUAGCAUGUCAUCCUCCUCCAGCAUCUCUUCCAGCGACACCGUCAUUGACCUUUCCCUGCCAAACCUGGCCAGGAAGAGCCUCACCACCCUGCCCACAUCCAGCAGCACCUGCGAUCCUCACUGGGUCACGUGCCGUCGCUCAGCCCUGGUCUCCUACGAUGCCAUCCAGGUCAGCAAGAGCAAGUCAAACCCCAAUCUUCAGCAAGGCGACUGCCCCAAGGAUGAGCUUAAGCCCCGCCCCCUGCAGCCUCCCCAGGAAGCUUCCGUGGACUCACCCGGCAGACUGACUCAAAGGAGGCACACCUGGAGUCGGCUCUACAUGGAGGGGCUCAAGCAAUCGUCAGCCAGCAGGCCGUCCUCCGCGCCCACAUCCUCGACAGCUACUGCCUCCAUGUCCAAAAGCCUCGGGGACCUGACCUCCGAUGACAUUUCCUGUAACUUUGACAGUAAGUACCACAGCAUCAGCCGCAGCUUCAUUGUUAGGCCAGCCAGGGACCAGCUCCGCAAGGGCGGCUUCCAGAAGUCUCGGCCGCCCAGCGACCUCACAGAGCAGCUACGGAAGCUGACUGAUGUGGAGCCGCUGACCGCCAGCGACUUCGCCCCGGAAAACAGGCCUGGAGAGUCUCAGGAGGAGUUUGUGGAUGAGAACCUGGUACGAAAGACCUCCUCGAGGAGCCAAAGCAGGGUGCGCUACAUUGCAAACAGGGCCAAGAAGGCCCAGGAGAGGCAGAGGCUCCAGGGCCUGGUCCAGGGCAGAAGUGCAAGCUUCAGCCUCACUGGUAGCAUUGGCAGUGGAAGUGGUGCUAGCCCCAUUGAGGAGCGGGGGAACCCCGAAGGCGCGUGUUGCGUGGCCCAGAGUCCCUGCUCCGGCCUGGACCUGCUGAGUCAGCUCACCCCCCUUGGAACCCCCUCCCUUAGACAGUCUCAGUCCCCCCCAGACCCAGAAAACAGUGACGUCUUUUUCAUGCUCAAACUCUAAAGAACUGGCUGACUUGGAACUGAGUGUGAGAGACACAGCUAGAAACUUGUUUGGAAUACGCUCCAGUUUUUUCUCAACUACAAAUCUUUUUUCUUUUUUUUUUCAAAAAAGUUGCAUAUCUUGCAGAAUUUCUCACAGAUUAUUUCCACAUCUCACAAAAAAACUGAGCUCCACUGAAUUAAUGAUCCAUGAACAUUCACUUCUACUGCUUGAGGUUGUGCAAGAAUCCAUUUUUGAACCAGCAGAAAACAUUGUCCACUGAAAGCAACUACUGCAGCUCUGCAGCUUUUGCACCAAAUGUUAGAGAAUUGACAAUGUAUUUAGUGAAAGAUAACAGUUUUUUAUAUAGCUGUGUAUGUUGACUGCAGACAACUCAUCUUUUUUUUUUUUUUUUUUUUACAUGAGCAUACAGUAGCAAGGGGUCUACUUGAACUGUAAUGGUUUUAACUGAGCUGAAAAUGAGAUGCUUCAUGUGAAGGCGUUAUUGUCAGCCCAUCUAUCCACGAGCAAUGUUUAGAAAAUACUGGCAUGGUAUCAUAUUGACGUUUGUUUGACAGUUUGAUGCUAGAAGCUGAGGCUUGUCUCAUGUCUUUGUUGAAAAAAAAGGAAUUAUUAUCUCAAUGCAGGAUAAAAUUUCUUAAUUUUUAGUAUUCUUUGUAUAGUGGUUACAUAGUCAUUUGACCAAACUGCCAAUAUUUUGCUAACCUAUCCAGUUUAUGGCAUGUCACAGCACUGAGAUCAUGUACUUCACAGCAGUGGUAGACUACUCCAUACCAAGUUUAGCCCUUUUUAGUUAUCUGCAUGUCUUUAAUGCACUGUAAUGUUUAUCCUAAGGCUCUGCUUUUAUUUCAUUUUACAAAGACCUUUUUUAUAAGAAGAUUUGUUAAUAUCCCUAACUUCUUUUUUCGGAUCGUCCGACGGCGGCUCUGUGCUCCCAUUGGUCCGAGGUACUAAUACAAGAUGAGAAUGAUCUGUAUCCAAGCACGUUUAUCUGUCGACCUGCUGUAUCGUUUGCACUGCCGUGCCAGUUGUUUGUGCAAAAUUUUAGGGACAAUGUGUAAUUAUGACCUGAAUAAAUCUCAAAUGAAUAUUACUAAAAGCC